UCAUCCAUUUUCUUUAUGGCUUUGAUUCCAUCAGCUUCUUCUUCUUCUUCUUCUUCCAAGGAACGGAAAUACAAUGUUUUUCUCAGUUUUAGAGGCGAGGACACUCGCACAAAAUUUACAGAUCAUCUAUAUGCUGGUUUAAUACAAAAAGGAAUAUCAACUUUUAGAGACAAUGAAAAACUCAAGCAAGGAACACUAAUUGCCCCAGAACUCUUGAAAGCAAUAGAAGAAUCAAGAUUUGCGGUUGUUAUUCUAUCAAGAGACUAUGCUUCUUCAAGGUGGUGCUUGAUUGAACUAACAAAAAUUGUUGAGUGCAUAGAAGAGACGGGGUUGGUAGUUCUACCUAUUUUUCACUAUGUGGAUCCUAGUGAUGUGAGGAAUCAUAAAGGGAUUUUUGCAAAAGCCUUUGCUAAACAUGAAGAGAGUUUCAAAGAUAAUAUAGAAAUUGUACAAACGUGGAAAGCUGCUCUAACAAAGGUUGCCAAUCUUGCUAGAUGGGAUUUAAAGAAUAAGCAUGAAUCAAUAGUUAUCCAAGAAAUCAUUGGACGGAUAUUUAGUGAGUUGUAUAGUAAAUUCUCAAGUGUUUCUGAGGAACUUGUUGGAAUGGAGUCCUGCGUGGAGAAAAUGUUGGAUUCAUAUUUAGGUAGAGGGUUGGGUAGUGUUUGCUUUGUUGGGAUCUGCGGGAUGGGUGGAAUAGGCAAAACAACUCUUGCACAAGAAAUUUAUAAAAGAAUUUCUGGUAACUUUGAAGCUAGUAGCUUUAUUGCUAAUAUUAGAGAAGAAACCAAAAAUCAAGGUCUAGUUUCUUUACAAAAACAAUUUCUUUCUAAGAUCCUCAAGAAAAGUGAAAUAAAUAUAUGGAAUGUUUUUGAGGGAAUCAAUAUUAUACGGAAUACACUAUGUAAUAAAAGGGUUUUUAUUGUUCUUGAUGAUGUGGAUAAAGAAGAACAGUUUGAAGCAUUAGCAGGAAAGCAUGAUUGGUUUGGUCCAGGAAGUAGAAUCAUUGUAACAAGCGGAGAUAGUCAUUUAUUGAUAAGAUGUGGUGUGAAUGAUAUAUAUACAGCUAAGGGGUUGAGUAAUGAUGAUGCUUUGCAACUUUUUAGUUGGAGAGCUUUCCAUAAACCUUAUCCUGAAGAAGAUUAUGUGAAUUUGUCUAAUGACUUUGUGAAUUAUGCUAAUGGCCUUCCUUUAGCUCUUAAAGUUUUAGGUUCAUCGUUGUUUGCUAAAAGAACAAAUGAAUGGAAAAGUGCCCUUGAUAAACUUAAAAAAGAACCUAAUAAAGACAUUUUGGAUAUACUUGAAAUAAGUUUUGAUGGGCUAACAAAUUCACAGAAAGGAUUGUUUUUAGAUAUUGCAUGUUUUUUCAAAGGAGAGAACAAAGAUAGCAUAAGAGAUAUACUGGAAAGUUUUGGCUAUUAUCCAGACUACAAUAUUGGUGUUCUUAUGGACAAAUCUCUCAUAACCAUUGAUAACAAAAGAGCUUUGUGGAUGCAUGAUUUGCUACAAGAUAUGGGUCAAGAAAUUGUUCUUCGUGAAUCUCCUAAAGAGCCUGGUGGACGUAGUAGGCUGUGGACUUACGAGGAUGUCAUUCAUGUAUUAAAGAAUAAUACUGGAACAGAGGUAGUUGAAGGCAUAAUGCUAAAUAUACCUAUUCAAAAAAAGGAACAAUUAAGUGCUGAAGCUUUCUCAAAGAUGAAGUUUUUGAGAUUGCUUAAAAUUGGUAAUAAGGAACUUCUAAAAAACUUCAUAAAUGGUCCUAUGCAACUACCAGAAGACAUUCUUGGAGGUGUGGUGCAACUUCCACAAGGCCUUAGUUAUCUAUCUAAUGAGUUGUGUGUUCUUGAAUGGCAUGGAUAUCAUUUAAAAUGCAUACCAACCAAUUUCCAACCAAACAAAGUUGUUGAGUUGAGAAUGCGUUGUAGUGGGAUCAAAGAACUAUGGAAAGGAAAUAUGAAUUUAGCUGAGUUAAAACUCAUAGACCUAAGUUGCUCUCGAAACUUGAUUGAGAUCCCGGACCUUAGUGGAGCCCCAAAGCUUAAGCAAUUGAUUCUUCAACAUUGUACAAGACUAUAUAAGAUUCACUCAUCUCUUGGAGAUCUCAAACAACUAAUUCGAUUGGAUCUAAAUGGUUGCAAAUAUCUCAAAAACCUUCCUCACGAGGUCAGCUUGGAAGCACUUGAAAUUUUCGAUCUUGGUGGUUGUUCAAGAUUGAAGAAGUUUCCAAAAAUUGUAGGAAAUAUGUCAUGUUUGUCAAAACUUUGUUUGAGUGAGACUGCUAUAAAUGAACUAACAUUCUCUGCGGAGUAUUUAACUGGCCUUAUUGAAUUGGAUUUAAGAAAUUGCAAAAAUCUUUUUAGUCUUUCAGAUGCCUACUGUUGUUUAAUAUCUUUGAAGAUUCUCAUUUUAUCUGGUUGUUCAAAUCUUAAAAAACUACCAGAAAAUUUGGGGAAUAUCGAAGGUUUGGAGGAGCUAGAUGUGAGUGGAACUGCUAUAAUAAGGCUACCUUCGUCUAUUGUUCAAUUAAAAAAUCUUAGGGUGCUAUCUCUUCGUGAAUGUGUGGGGCUAUUGUCCAAAUCGUCUAUGCUUCUUAGUUUUCCUUUAAUGGAGCCAAGAAGUAGUCCAGAUCUCAUGGGCAUGUUACAAGGCUUAUGUUUAACCAAUUUGGAUCUAAGCUAUUGCAAUCUUCAGACAAUUCCUAAUGCUCUUGGGUGCUUGUCAACUUUAGAAAAUUUAAAUCUAAAGGGAAAUAAAUUUGUUUGCCUUCCUGAAAGUAUCAUUCAACUAUCUAAUUUGGAAAGUCUUUGUUUGGAUGGUUGCACUCAACUUCGAAUGUGUCCCAAGCUUCCAUUAAAUAUUAAGUUUAUCAAUGCAAGAGGGUGUACCUCACUAGAAACAUUAUCACUAAGACCAGAACAUGAUUUUGAGCCGAAUCUACAUCUUCAGUAUUGCGACAAAUUGAUUAAGAAUGAAGGCUACAGUGAACUGUUUUCAACAAUGUUGAGACGUUAUAUCAUUAAGGGAUGGUCCUUAAGUCGUUAUAUCAUUCAGGAAUGCUCUCAGCUAAAGCUAAAUCCUUAUAAUAUUAGAGGGGAAUGCUAUCAGCUAAAGCCAAGACAUGCUAUGAUUUUAGAGAUAAGCUCUUGGUCUUUUUCAUAUCUCGCAAUUCCUGGAAGUGAAAUUCCGAAUUGGUUUAGGCAUCGAAAUGUGGGGAUUUCGGUGAAUCUGGAAGUGCCUUCACAUUUAUUAUUAUCUAACAAAUUUAUGGGAAUUGCUGUGUGCACUGUUUUUAUACCCCGCCGGUAUCGUACACUUUACCAACUUCACGGAGAAGAGCUACUUUCAUGUCGAAUUAAAAUCAACAAACGUUAUCUUAUUAGACGGGCCACUUUAUUAUCCGCGGAAAUUGAUAAGAUUGAAUCGUCUCAGAUUUAUCUGCUAUAUUUUCCCACUAUAAACUUUGGAAGCCCCUGGAAAGACGUAUUGAAUCAAGCAGAUGCUUAUGCACUCAACCAAAUUGAGGUUGAAUUUAGAACCUUAAUUCCUUAUGCAUCCAGCCAAUUGGAGAUUACGAAAUGUGGAGCCCAUUUGGUAUUUGAGCAAGACAUUGAAGAUCUCAAACAAUCUGAGGUUGGGUCUAGUAGUUGCAUAAUCACUCCAUAUGAGGAUAAUGAUUUAGACGAUUCAGAGAAAGAUUCUAAAAUUAAGGGAGGCCCAGAUGCCAAACCACCACAUCUGAAGUGGAUAGGAAGACGGCAGAGACAAUUGUACUACCGUCUUUGAGCGUCUCUGGGGUUGAUGCUGAUGAUGACGGAGUGGAACUGGGUUUGGUGCUAUUUCUGUUUGGCUACAAGGAAACUUGAGGUUCCAGUUGGUGCUAUGCCAGAAAACUUUGGAGGAGAAUAUUAUUGUUUUUUUGGGGACGAGCAUAUGCAUAUGUGUCAUCCUCGCCCCUAUGGUAGGUUCUGGUUCAGCAGAUGCCUGUGAAUUGACUAUUUUCUUCUGGACGUAAAGAGGACUUGCUGAUGACUGUGCAGAAGUGCUGGUUGUUUCUGCUUCUGCUGAUGACUGUGCUGUUAAGCCUUUGGCAAGUUCAGCCACUAAGUGGGCAAAGAGGCGCUUUUUAUAGGAUGUAUUCCAAUUGAAGCUACUGUUGAUAAUAUGCAGUUGCAUUUCAAUCAGUUUGGCUAUCUUUUGGAUGUGUAUCUUCCCAAGGAUGAAAGAAAAAUGUGUCAUAGGGGGUUCGGUUUUGUGACAUUGUCGGAUGAAUUUUCAGCUGAGUACACUUCUCAGAAAGUACAUGGGAUACUUGGGCAGGUGUGUGUUAGUAGAUGUUAUCACGUAUAUGAUAGAUAGGUGCUUGGGCCCAAUAGACACUCAUGUGGGUAGCCGAGUAUCAAAGGAAAGAGCCUCAAGAGUUUCUUAUGCAGAGCAGUUUGGUGUGCUACUGUCUAUGACAUGAUUCACAUAUGGUCUCAGUCUCUCAGAGAAACUCAAGAAUUCAUGGAGAGGUCAAAACAGAGGAAAUCAAAGUGAAGAGAUAAGAAAGGAUGUCAAGUUUUGGAUGAUGUUCAAAGGAAGUUGCUGCAACUGUAUCCUAACCUAUACAGAGUAAUUUGUUCUAACUGGAGUGUACCACAUUACAUCAUUCAUGACUUCUGCUUAAAAGCUUGCUAGUAGCUGGGGUUUGUGGUUGGUUUGUUUUUAAAACAAGAUGUUGUGUAAGAUUAGCACCAAUCUGAUGCUCUAGUUUAGUCCGAAGACUCAUAUCUUUGUUUAGAAUUGGGUUGGGAUGAUGUAACACUGUUUUCAAAUGGAGAUAAUCUUUUAAUUUUUAGUUCAGAUGACCUUGUUGUAGCGGACUAGCUGAAGUCUCAGGGUUUCCGGUUUUUCUGUUUGUAUUGGCUUGUUUCAUAACACUAAUAAUUUAUUAAUAUGUUUGAUUAUUGCA
Molecule: messenger RNA, 4948 nt
Organism: Quercus robur (English oak)
Lineage: Eukaryota; Viridiplantae; Streptophyta; Magnoliopsida; Fagales; Fagaceae
Product: TMV resistance protein N-like
Exons: 13
Coding region: 16-3780 (1254 amino acids)
Biological process (GO): signal transduction; defense response
Molecular function (GO): ADP binding
Source: RefSeq, a predicted model, not a curated record